AUGGCGCCACAAUCAUUUGAUGAGUUUUUGAAGCAGCAAGCCCAACAAUCUAAGGGGCCGGCUGUCAACAGAGGCCUUAAUAACAAAGUAUAUUCUAAUAGAGGAAGUACUCCGUUUCAAGAUUCGUAUGGUAGCACCCCUAAUGGUUCAUUGCCAGGAAGUGGAUCUGCUACUCCAAAUCCAAACUCGUCUACUGCAUCUUUAACCUCAUUGAAUACUGCAUUAAGUAAGUUGAAUGUUGGUGAUACUCCAAUCCAAGAAAACUUAUGGAACAUUGAACAAGCUUCUAAGAUCUCAGAAGUUAAGGUUGAAGCUGAAGCUAUUGCUAAUAUUGUUUCGGAGUCAUCUUUAUCGGUUAUUAAUGAAUGGAAGUUAAAUGACAUUAUUAAAUCAUUAUCUAAGCCUAAAAAUUCUCCUUUAGUCAGAGAAUCUGCCAUGAUAAUUAUUCAACAAUUGGUUAUGAAAUUCGGUGGACAAACUCCAAGUGAAGCAUACCUCUUGCAAUUUUUCAGCAUUUGUUACGACAUGUGUGCUGAUAAAGAUAAAAACUGUGUUAAGGCUGCUAAAACUGCAGCUGAUUCAUUGUAUGGUAUUUUCCCUGUUGAAGCAGCUGGUUCCAUAGUAAUUAAUACAUUAUUAAGUUAUUUAUCAUCUUCAGCUAAGUGGAAUUCGAAAAUGGCAGCAUUAGACACCUUUGACAAAUUGAUAGAUGACGUUCCAGCCGAUUUAUUAGAGUUGAAGUUCGUUAACACUGUUCCUGUUUUAACCGAUUUAUCCACUGAUUUCAAGCCGGAAUUGGCCAAGCAUGGUUUAAAGGUUAUGAUGAAAUUCGUUAAGGUUUUGGACUCGUUGGAUUUACAGAACAAGUUUGAAUUAAUCGUAGAAACAUUAUCUGAUCCAAAGAAAGUUCCAGAAUGUAUCAAAAAUUUAUCGUCUGUUACCUUCGUUGCUGAAGUUACCGAACCAGUUUUAUCUCUUUUGGUUCCAAUUUUGGAUAAGUCAUUAAAUAUGUCAUCCACUUCAAAUGAUCAAUUAAGACAAACUGUUACUGUUACUGAAAAUUUAACUAGAUUAGUUAACAACAAGCGUGAAAUUGAAGUCUAUAUUCCAAUUCUUUUACCAGGGGUACAAAAGGUUGUUAACAAUGCAUCUUUACCAGAAGUCAGAGAAUUAGCCGGAAAGGCCUUAUCCGUUUUGCAAGAUGCAAAGGACGAACAAUCUGAUGGUAUGUUCCAUGGAAGAAUUAACUUGACUCAAGCAAGAGAAUUCUACACCGAAAAUAUGGAUGAUGAAUUGAAAUCUGUUGCUCAAACUUUGCAUGUCGAUUCUGACGAAAUUAUUUCCAAUUAUUUAGCAUUUAUUUUACAAGCCGAUGCUAAUGUUAACGAUUGGAAACGUCUUACUGAUUACUUAAACAUGGCUAUCACUGAUUCCGAUAAUGAAUUAAAAGAAAAGUAUGUGAACAAGGUCCUCGCUAAUUUAAGAGAUUUAUUCACUGCUGUUUCCACCAGGGUAUAUGAUGAUGAGGAAGGUGCUAUUGAAAUUGUCAAUGCUGACUUUUCCUUAGCCUAUGGUUCUCGUAUGUUGUUGAAUAAGACUAACUUGCGUUUAAUCAAAGGACACAGAUAUGGUUUAUGUGGUAGAAAUGGUGCCGGUAAAUCUACUUUGAUGAGAGCCAUCUCUAAAGGUCAAUUAGAAGGUUUCCCAACUCCAGAUCAAUUGAAAACUUGUUUUGUUGAACAUAAGUUACAAGGUUCAGAAGCUGAUAUGGAUUUGGUUGGUUUCAUCGCUUCCGACCCUGAAUUAGAAGGUGUUGGCCGUGACGAAAUUUCUAAGGCUUUAUUGGCUGUUGGAUUUCCUCAAGAAAGAUUGGACCAGCAAGUCGGUUCUUUAUCGGGUGGUUGGAAGAUGAAAUUAGAAUUAGCCAGAGCAAUGUUAAUGAAAGCUGAUGUCUUAUUAUUAGAUGAACCUACAAAUCACUUGGAUGUUGCCAAUGUUAAAUGGCUUGAAGACUACUUAAUUGAGAAUACUAAUAUCACAUCUUUGAUUGUUUCGCAUGAUUCCGGUUUCUUAGAUAAGGUUUGUACCGAUAUUAUCCACUAUGAAAACAAAAAAUUAGCUUAUUACAAGGGUAAUUUAUCAGAAUUCGUGAAGGCUAAGCCAGAAGGAAAAUCGUACUACACUUUGUCCGAUUCAAAUGUUAAGAUGGCAUUCCCACCUCCAGGUAUUUUAACUGGUGUUAAAUCUAACACACGUGCUGUUGCUCGUAUGGCUAAUGUUACGUUUACUUAUCCAGGUGCAGCUAAGCCAUCUUUAGAAAACGUCUCAUGUUCAUUGUCAUUAUCCUCCCGUGUGGCUAUUUUAGGUCCAAAUGGUGCUGGUAAAUCUACUUUGAUUAAAUUGUUAACUGCCGAAUUAAACCCUAACGAAGGUAAGGUUGAAAAGCAUCCUAAUUUAAGAAUUGGUUAUAUUGCCCAACAUGCUUUGCAACAUGUUGAACAACACAAAGAAAAGACUGCAAACCAAUACUUGCAAUGGAGAUAUAGAUUUGGUGAUGAUCGUGAAGUCUUAUUGAAGGAAUCGCGUAAAAUCUCUGAAGACGAAAAAGAACAAAUGGCAAAAGAAAUUGACAUUCAAGAUGGUAGAGGACCAAGAACUAUUGAAGCCGUUGUUGGUAGACAGAAGUUGAAAAAGUCCUACCAAUAUGAAGUCAAAUGGAAGUGGUGGUUACCAAAGUAUAACUCAUGGGUUCCAAAGGAAGUCUUGCUUGAACAUGGUUUCAAUAAGUUACUCCAAAAAUUCGAUGAUCACGAAGCAUCUAGAGAAGGUUUGGGUUAUCGUGAAUUGACUCCUACAGUUAUCAGAAAGCAUUUUGAAGGUGUUGGUUUAGACGGUGACAUUGCCGAUCAUACCCCUAUGGGAUCCUUAUCUGGUGGUCAAUUGGUUAAGGUUGUUAUUGCUGGUGCCAUGUGGAAUAACCCCCACUUGUUAGUCUUGGAUGAACCUACCAAUUAUUUGGAUCGUGACUCUUUGGGAGGCUUGGCUAUUGCUAUCAGAGAUUGGGCUGGUGGUGUUGUUAUGAUCUCGCAUAAUAAUGAAUUCGUCGGUGCCUUAUGUCCUGAACAAUGGCACGUUGAAAACGGUGAAGUUGUCCAAAAGGGUACUGCUGCCGUUGACAACAAGAGAUUCGAAGACGGCGACUCCGCCUCUCCUUCUCCUGCUCCAACUCCUACUAAAAAGAGAGCUGAUGACGAUGAUUCUCCGGCUAAUAUCAAGAUCAGAGCUAGAAAGAAGAAGAUGACUAGAAACGAAAAGAAAGCCCAAACCGAAAGAAGAAGAUUGCGUUACAUUGACUGGUUAAACAGUGCAAAGGGUACUCCAAGAUAUCCAGAUACUGAUGAUGAAGAUGAAGAUUAG
Molecule: messenger RNA, 3417 nt
Organism: Debaryomyces hansenii CBS767
Lineage: Eukaryota; Fungi; Ascomycota; Pichiomycetes; Serinales; Debaryomycetaceae
Gene: ELF1
Product: Elf1p
Exons: 1
Coding region: 1-3417 (1138 amino acids)
Molecular function (GO): ATP hydrolysis activity; ATP binding
Source: RefSeq, a predicted model, not a curated record